CCACGCAUUUCCUUUCGUAUGGGCUGUUUGAGUUUUGAAGAGUGAAACGGCAGCGUUCGUUCACAUUUUGUGUAUACAAAAACAGAAAACAAAAGAGUGGGCCUACGCUAAUCUAUUCAACGCCUCUCUCUACCGCUUAUCUCUGCAAUCCUUAUCUUUAUUCUUUAUUCUUCACUCUCCAAUUUUCUUCUUCUUCUUCCUCCUUCUCCAUUUCAGUUUCUUUUCUCCUUCAAAACCCUCGACUAAUCGCCGCUCCUCAACGCCUCUUAUCUUUUCGAUUUAAUCGAGGGUUUUAUUCACUCAAACAUGGCUUUGUUCUCAAUUCUGCUGGAGAUUUUGAAACGGCCAACUAAUACCAUUGGGGAUCUCCUAAUUGACCUCUCCAUCUUUACGCUUCCUUUAUGGAUUGCGGUCAUGAUUGGAAUUUUAGUUGGAUGGACAUGGAAACCCAAAUGGGCCACUUUGGCAACUAGACAAAUUGCCUCUACACACAAACUCUCAUCGUCUCCCGCGCUGGCGCCGGCUGAAUCUUCCUCAACUUUCUUUAAUUCUUUCAAACCUCAGUUCCCAUGGGUUGCUCACCAUCCUAUUCAAAACCCUUCUUCUUCUUCCUCCACUGCGCCGCCUCUCCUUGCUGCUGAUUCCAGCAGUUCACCCCAGUUUGACAAACAACAAUCAAAAAUUGUGAAUGAUGAUGAUUUAGAGCAUUUGUGGAAAAUUGUGGAAGAGAAAGAUGGUGGCCCUGCUUGGAUUCAGAUGAUGGACCGUUCUACCCCGACUAUGUCCUAUCAAGCUUGGCGCAGAGACCCUGAGACCGGCCCUCCACAAUAUCGUAGCAGAACUGUUUAUGAGGAUGUUGUUCCUGAACUCAUGAGGGACUUCUUUUGGGAUGAUGAAUUUCGGUCCAAGUGGGACGACAUGCUUUUACAUGCUGCAACUUUGGAGGAGUGCCCAACCACAGGGACCAUGAUGGUCCAGUGGGUACGCAAGUUUCCCUUCUUCUGUAGUGACAGAGAGUACAUCAUAGGCCGUCGAAUUUGGGAAUCAGGUCGAACGUAUUACUGUGUUACGAAGGGAGUUCCUUGCUCCUCUGUGCCUAGACGCAAUAAACCUAGACGUGUUGAUUUGUAUUAUUCAAGCUGGUGCAUUCGUGCAGUUGAGUCAAAAAGAGGAGAUGGACAGCUAACUGCUUGUGAGGUGCUACUCUUUCAUCAUGAAGACAUGGGUAUUCCUUGGGAAAUUGCAAAACUUGGAGUUCGGCAGGGUAUGUGGGGAGCUGUGAAGAAGAUCGAGCCUGGUUUACGUGCAUAUCAGAAGCACAGGGCUGCCGGAGGCCCACUUACACAUUGUGCUUUAAUGGCUCAGAUAAACACCAAAGUUGGCUCAGAUUAUCUGAAAUCUCUGGAGAGCAAUACUAGUAUUUCGACAGAGGAAGAAAGUGAGGAUGUGUCCAAGAAAAUCGGGGGAAACAUGCCUAAGCUGCUAAUGGUUGGUGGGGCUAUUGCCCUGGCUUGUACUCUCGACCGGGGGUUAUUAACUAAGGCAGUUAUAUUUGGAGUAGCCAGAAGAUUUGCAAAAAUUGGGAGGAGGUUGUGAUCAAGAAUAUUUUUCGUUAUUUUACAACAUCACUGAUGACACCAAGUUCAAUUGCUGGUUGCCACAAAUUGAGAAGAGGAAUCUCCUAACCUGCUGCCCCAAUUUUCAAAUGGAUAGGAUCUUUUAAUUCAUGUUUUUUUCCCCACCGUGCUUGAGCUGUGUUGCAGCUUUAGAUCUGAAAAGGAGAAGAGAUCAUAUAGCUGUAUAUUCAUGAAAUUUAGCAAUGUCAUCAAAGAAUCUCAGGCUGCUAGAAUAACAAAAAUAUUCAGGUUCAUUUAUUUUGAUUUAUGCGUUUGAUAUAAUAAAUCAUAUUGUGUA
Molecule: messenger RNA, 1914 nt
Organism: Mercurialis annua (annual mercury)
Lineage: Eukaryota; Viridiplantae; Streptophyta; Magnoliopsida; Malpighiales; Euphorbiaceae
Exons: 6
Coding region: 307-1596 (429 amino acids)
Molecular function (GO): lipid binding
Source: RefSeq, a predicted model, not a curated record